This is a messenger RNA of Cololabis saira (Pacific saury), 1336 nucleotides long. It is a transcript of the gene mrpl19, whose product is annotated as mitochondrial ribosomal protein L19. Bases 36 to 884 code for a protein of 282 amino acids. The transcript has 6 exons. Gene Ontology annotation, biological process: translation. Gene Ontology annotation, molecular function: structural constituent of ribosome. Lineage: Eukaryota; Metazoa; Chordata; Actinopteri; Beloniformes; Belonidae. Gene Ontology annotation, cellular component: mitochondrial large ribosomal subunit; ribosome. The record is from RefSeq and is a predicted model, not a curated record.
CGGCUUCCGUACAAUGUGACAACAGAAGGUCAGUCAUGGCAGCCUGCACCAAAGUGCUCGAUAAAUGUAGCUUUUCUCUGAAGACAUGGCGGCUUUUACAGUUUCACAAUGAACGUUUUUUUUCCACGUCUCUGUGUCGUCGUGCUGACAGUGAGCCACCCAGAUUUGUCCCUCCUCCCAAACCUGUCAUUGUGGAUAAGACGCAGACUGUGACGUCCCUGCGAAAAUUUCUGAGUCCAGAGUUCAUCCCUCCCAGGCAGAGGACGAAUCCAGUAAAGUUUUCGAUGGAGAGGAAAGACAUGGUUCGCAGGAGGAAAGUGCUCGACAUCCCCGAGUUCUACGUUGGGAGUAUCCUUGCAGUGACCAUGGCCGAUAUCAAUGCCAGUGGGAAAACCAAUCGCUUUGUUGGCAUCUGCAUCCAGAGGGGCGGGAAAGGAUUGGGAGCCACAUUCAUUUUGAGGAACAUCAUUAAUAGUCAAGGUGUGGAGAUCUGCUACGAGCUGUACAGCCCACGGAUAGUUACAAUGGAAGUGCUGAAGCUGGAGAAAAGACUGGAUGACAACCUGAUGUACCUGAGAGAUGCUCUGCCUGAGUACAGCACUGUGGACCCAGAGAUGAAACCUAUCCUCGUCGACCCGACCGGAGACGUGCCGCUCAACGAGCUCAAAGUGAAAAUGCGCCCGAAGCCGUGGUCCAAACGAUGGGAACGGCCCAAGUUUAACAUCCAGGGCAUUCGCUUCGACCUCUGCAUGACGCCUAGACAGAUGGAGUUUGUGCAGAAGUUUGCGCAGCCUUGGCUGGAGUACGACAUGCUGAAGGAGUACGACACGUCUGAACUGGAGGAGCAUAUCUUCACUGAAGUCCAGCAGGAGAUGAGCAAGUGAGGAAGAUCCUCAAAAACUGCAGCUUAACUGUCGGCAGAGACUUCUCCAGGAAUGAGACAUGACCGGGAGGUUAAGUUUGAGUGGAUAUGGAUGACUUCUUCUUAGCGAACCGUUUUUAAGUUUAGCGGUUUGUGGGAGAAGGAACCGAUAUGGACUCUGGUUUUCUACAGUACAUUGUCAGAUCUUCAAUAUGUUCUAUAUUUACCCUUUCAGCAUCGUUGACAUUAGCUCGUAUGUUGCCACUAUGCAGGAAUUAAAUAAUUAACAUGUCAAAGUCAUUAAACUGUCCAAGCUCUUUGUUUAUCCUAUAUUCCCUCCUUGGCUCCUCUGAGCAUUUUAGUCCUUAAGUGUCAUGUUGGAUUCAAGUCAAAGAGGAGAUCUGAGGAGUGAGGGGUCAAAGUUACUUCAUUUAAUAAACUGAACUUAAAAAAAAAUAGAGAUCAAUUGAAUAU